Messenger RNA from Sesamum indicum (sesame), 758 nucleotides. Its product is annotated as norbelladine synthase. Gene Ontology annotation, molecular function: signaling receptor activity; abscisic acid binding; protein phosphatase inhibitor activity. Gene Ontology annotation, biological process: defense response; abscisic acid-activated signaling pathway. NCBI's taxonomy places the organism in Eukaryota, Viridiplantae, Streptophyta, Magnoliopsida, Lamiales, Pedaliaceae. Gene Ontology annotation, cellular component: nucleus; cytoplasm. The record is from RefSeq and is a predicted model, not a curated record.
UCUGUCUGUAAAUCUCAAGAGUGCGGACAGUCUCCUUCACGUAGUUGAAAAUUAGGGCAAAAAAGGGGGGAAAAUGGUGCAAACAAAAUCGCUGGAGAUAGGGGUUAAAGUAUCUGCGAAAGAAGCGUGGACGGUCUACGGCACCCUCCUACUGGCCAAGAUCGCCGUCGAAGAGCUUCCCGAUCAAUUCAGCAAACUCGAGGUCCUAAAUGGCAAUGGCUCCUCGGGAACCAUUAUCCAGGUCUUUUACACUCCAGGGUCGACGCCGCCAUGGUACAAGGAGUUGUUCAAGGUGGUGGACGACGUGAGACUAGUGAAGGAGGCGGAGGUGAUUGAGGGCGGGGCUUUGGAACAGGGGUUUUCAUAUUUCGGGACGGUGUUGGAGGUGAAAGAGAAGGAGGGGGCGAAGGAGGAGUGCAUCGUCAAAGGCACCAUCGUGUAUGAGUUGAAAGAUGCGAGCACUCCGGUUUCCACUGACGGCCUCCUUACGAUCCUGAAUCUUGCUGCAGAUUACUUGAUCAAACACCACCACCACUGCAACUGACGCAGAUCCUUCUCAUAUCCCUUCCCCUGUUAUGAAUCAAUUCAGAUCCUUCUCAUAUCCCAUCCCCCUGUUAUGAACCAAUUUCAUCCCCUUUAAUUUCAAAGUAUUUAUGAGUCCAUGUUCUGUAUUUGAAUAAGGGAUGGAGUUUGGGACUGUUUUUCCAAAGACAUUGAAUAAAAACAAUCAGUGACAUGACAUCACUGUUUUGAUGUUU